AUGAAUACACCAUCAGAAGCACGUGGAGCCUAUGCCCUAGGGAUCCUUCAGCAGUGGUCUAAAGAUGGCUCUCACUCUGCUGAAGAGCUCAUUGACGAGAUUGAGAAAAAAUGCGUACCGGGAGCUGGAGCGUGUGCUGGUAUGUAUACAGCAAAUAGCCUUGCCACGGUCAUAGAAACGUUGGGAUUGUCUCUACCAGGAUCAUCUAGUUCCCCGGCAUUAUCACCGGCUAAGAUGCGUGAGUGUGACCGGGUUGGCAGUGCGAUCAAGACGUGUUUAGAACAGAACAUUCGGCCAUCCGAUAUCUUGACAAAAAGGUCCUUUGAAAAUGCACUCACCAUGAUGAUGAUACUGGGAGGCUCGACUAAUUCAGUGCUACACAUUCUUGCCAUGGCAAAUACGGCGAAUGUUGAUAUUAAUCUUGGUGAUAUCCAGCGCAUAUCGUCGAAGACACCAUUCCUCGCCGAUAUGGCGCCGAGCGGCAAACACCACAUGGAAGAUCUCUUCGAAAUUGGCGGCGUGCCGUCCGUCAUGAAGAUGCUUGUUGCAGCUGGUUUACUCGAUGGCUCAACUCCCACCGUGACAGGGAAGUCGCUGGAAGAAAACGUGAAAUCGUGGCCAUCGCUCCCACAGGGUCAGGAGAUCAUUCGAUCGCUUGAUAAUCCGGUCAAAGCUACCGGUCAUAUUCAGAUUCUUCGAGGGAAUAUUGCUCCCGGUGGUGCUGUUGCAAAAAUCACGGGAAAACAGGGAUUGGAGUUCACCGGAAAAGCAAGAGUCUUUGACAAAGAAUCUGAAUUGUGUCUCGCAUUGGAUAAAAACCUCAUACCUCGCGAUGAGAAUAUCGUCCUUGUCGUUCGAUACGAGGGGCCGAAGGGUGGUCCCGGCAUGCCGGAACAACUCAGAGCCUCCGGUACUCUGAUAGGAGCCGGUUACAAGAAAGUAGCACUAAUAACUGACGGAAGAUACUCCGGAGCAAGCCAUGGGCUGAUCGUUGGACACGCCGUGCCCGAAGCAGCCGUCGGUGGACCUAUCGCUGUGGUUAAGGACGGAGAUAUCAUCAAAAUCGAUGCGAGGACUGGUCUACUAGAGAUGCCAUACGUUUCUGAUGAGGAAAUUCAAGAACGUUUAAAGGGUUGGAAACCUCCAAAGUUUCCUGUAAAGAGAGGGACACUCGCAAAAUACGCCUCUCUUGUUGGAAAUGCUUCGCAGGGUGCGGUCACAGACCUCUUUUGA
Molecule: messenger RNA, 1233 nt
Organism: Talaromyces amestolkiae
Lineage: Eukaryota; Fungi; Ascomycota; Eurotiomycetes; Eurotiales; Trichocomaceae
Exons: 1
Coding region: 1-1233 (410 amino acids)
Biological process (GO): branched-chain amino acid biosynthetic process
Cellular component (GO): mitochondrion
Molecular function (GO): dihydroxy-acid dehydratase activity
Source: RefSeq, a predicted model, not a curated record